AUGCAGCAAACAUCGUAUGGAAUCAAGACGGAUACUCAUGCAAUAAGGGCCCAUAGACACGCUGCAAGCAUUAAGCGCUGGCUUUCGCCUGCCGACCCUUCUACCAAUGUCAAUCAUGCAAGGAAAUCUCGGCACACUGGAACUGGAAUAUGGUUCCUUGAUAGUGAUUCCUUUACUGAGUGGAAGCUCGGUCUGCGUAAACAUCUAUGGCUUUAUGGAAUGCCAGGAUGUGGCAAGACAGUACUCAGUGCUACCAUCCUUGACCAUAUUGAGCAGAUGAAAGACUCGGUAACGCUCACUUUCUUUUUCGACUUCACCGAUAUUCGAAAGCAGAAAUUGGAUGAUAUGCUACGCUCGCUUGUAUUCCAGCUCUAUAGCUCACAGCCGGGGUCUCAAAAAGACCUCGAUAGCUUGUUUACAUCCUAUAAUAAUGGGCAAAGGCAACCAGACACUGAUAUCUUGUCUAUAUGUCUAAAAAGCAUGAUGCGGGCUUGCAAGAAGCUUUUUAUUGUGCUAGACGCCUUGGAUGAGUGCUCAGAGAGGAGUUUGCUGCUGGCAUGGAUGGGAGAAUUUAUCCCUGCUCUCUCGCACAUUCAAAUUAUAGCAACAGGUCGGCCCGAAGAAGAAAUUGAGCGUAAUUUUCACGAAUGGGUUGGGGAAGGAGCUUGCCUUCUUCUGAAUAAGAAGUGUGUGGACGCCGACAUUCGUUCCUAUAUCCGGGCCCAACUAGACCAGGGUGGACGUUUUAAAAGGUGGGCCGCAUCUCCAGAUAUACUGAGGCAAAUCAAGGAUGCAAUCGAAAGCAAAGCGGAUGGAAUCCUCGAAGGCUGUCUGGACCUUAAGGAAAUCGAGGCUACCCUUCACUCUCUGCCGGAGGACUUAAACGCAACAUAUGCCAGAAUCCUUGAGAAGAUCCCAGUAGGACGCAAGAAGAAGGCAAUACGCUUGCUACAAUUCCUGGUCUACUCAAAACGGCCGUUGACACUCGGUGAAGCUAUUGACGUGGUAGCGAUACGCCCCGAUGACGGAUUGUUUGAGGCAAGAUAUCGACUUCGACAUCAACGGGAUAUCGUAUCGUACUGUCCUGGCUUAGUGUCACUAGUGCAGGCCUCGGAACAUAGCGGAGCAAUGGAAGUACAACUGGCUCAUUUCACAGUGAAGGAGUAUCUUAUGGGUUAUGAUGGGGCGGACUUCACUAAACCGGAUCCUAAGGCUACUAUUACGCUAACAUGCCUAAGCUACCUGGGAAGCCUGCAAGCAGACAAGAUACCUAUCAUGAAGAUACCUGCUAUAAGGACACGAUUUCCAUUGGCAAGGUAUGCAGCAGAGACAUGGAUGGAGUAUGCCAAGGGUGCCGAAAGUUCCAGAUUCGUCGUGCAGGCGGCAACAGCGUUUCUUCGAGAUGAGUUCAAGUUUAGUCUUUGGGCUAGAUUGUUCAACCCUGAGGAGCCGUGGGAUGACGACCCAGGUGAGCCUAAAGCACUUCCGCUUUAUUUUGCAUGCCUUCAGGGUCUGAAGGUGACUGCAGAAAAUUUAGUUUCAAGUGGUGCAGAUAUAAAUGCUAAGGGUGGAAAGUGUGGUACCGCGCUCCAGGCCGCUUCAGGAGAAGGCUACCAGGAGGUCAUCAAGCUAUUACUUUCUAAGGGGGCUAAAGUCAAUGCUCAAGGGGGAGAGUAUGGUACCGCGCUCCAAGCCGCCUCUUAUGGAGGUCACCGGGAGAUCAUCAAGCUUUUGCUCUCUGAAGAGGCAGAGAUCAACGUCGAGGGGGGGAAGUAUGGCACCGCGCUUCAGGCUGCUUGCCACGGAGGUCAUCUACCGGUCGUUGAGUUGCUGCUCGCCAAUGGAGCGCAUGUGAACGCCGAGGGUGGGUGGUAUGGCAGUACGCUCCAGGCUGCUUCUCACGGAGGUCACCUACCGAUCGUUGAGUUGCUGCUCGCCAAUGGAGCGCAUGUGAACGCCGAGGGUGGGUGUUAUGGUACCGCAAUCUAUGCCGCCUCUCACGAAGGCCACCUAGAUACUGUGGAGCUGCUGCUUGCUAGGGGGGGCUAA
Molecule: messenger RNA, 2049 nt
Organism: Penicillium manginii
Lineage: Eukaryota; Fungi; Ascomycota; Eurotiomycetes; Eurotiales; Aspergillaceae
Product: ankyrin repeat domain-containing protein
Exons: 2
Coding region: 1-2049 (682 amino acids)
Molecular function (GO): protein binding
Source: RefSeq, a predicted model, not a curated record